Eruca vesicaria subsp. sativa (arugula) is the source of this 702-nucleotide messenger RNA. NCBI's taxonomy places the organism in Eukaryota, Viridiplantae, Streptophyta, Magnoliopsida, Brassicales, Brassicaceae. The record is from the annotation of a GenBank genome assembly.
UGUGCCGUCUCCAACUCCAUUCUGAAGAGAGAGAGAGAGAGAACAGAGAUCUGAGGAAAAUGGAGAAAGGAAAGGGAAGAAAGGAGGAGAUCGUGACCAGGGAGUACACUAUCAAUCUCCACAGGCGCCUCCAUAGCUGCACAUUCAAGAAGAAGGCACCGAAUGCCAUCAAAGAGAUCAGGAAGUUUGCAUUGAAAGCAAUGGGAACCAAGGACGUAAGAGUAGAUGUCAAGCUCAACAAGCAGAUAUGGAGCAGAGGUAUCCGUGGUCCUCCUAGGAGAGUCAGAGUCCGUGUUGCUCGUAAGAGAAACGAUGAUGAAGAUGCCAAGGAAGAGUUUUACUCUCUUGUCACUGUCGCUGAGAUUCCAGCCGAAGGAUUGUCUGGUUUGGGCACCAAGGUCAUCGAUGAAGACGAGUAAAACAAAAUAUGGUGAUGUACUCAGAGACACAAACCCUUAUCUUUAAGAGUAUUGUUGCAGCUUUUUUUCGUUGAAUCUUUAGAUGAAAGACAGAAAGUGAAAAGACUUUUGCUUGUUUUGAUUAAUUAACCAUUUCGGUAAUUUAUUUCGGUAUUCUUUUAAGUUCUGGAGAAGAGAUAUGAGUUUAUCUAUUUGUUAUCUUUCUUUGAGAGUCUGUACCAUACCUUUUUGCAAUAUCUGUUACGGUUUGGCCUUAUGAAUCUUAAUAGAAGUUGAUUAAUAU